AUGGAGACACAGAGGGAUUAUUAUGGCGAAUCCAAAACCUAUAUCAAGGAACUAAGAGCCAGGUUCCAAGAUCAGCCUGAAAAAUUAAGUAGCUUUUACAGGGUCAUGAAAGAUGUCAUGGCUCUAACAGAUGAGCUCUCAGGGAGAAUAGAAAACGUAUCUGAUGAUGUCUUGGCAAGAGUGAAGGAGAUUCUUGAAGGUCAUUGUGACCUGAUACAUGGGUUCAACUUGUUUUUGCCGCCCUCGCGUCGAUUUAGCCUUGAUGACGGUGAAGAUGAGACAGUAGAGGUAGAGGAUAAGGAGGAAGCUGCGGCUGUUUCAGCAGAGAAAACAAUGCUGUUACAGAAUUUUAUAGACAAGCAGAGGAUGCGUGGCGGAAAGGUCUGGGAUGAUGAUGUGACGGUUUUAAGACAGUUAAAGGACAGGAGGGAUCUCUAUAAAGUUAUUGUCCCGCUGUGCGGAGACGAUACUGAUUUACUAGAGGGUUUUUAUAGAUUCGUGCGAGCUUCUGAAACAACUUCAGGAGCAUCUCGUGAUCCAAACUCUCAAGAUAAAGAUGUGAACAACGGCAGAGAAGUUACAAUUCAGACUGGCGAGCAGCAGCAGGAGCAGCCUGAAAAGAUUGAUCAGGUGGGCGUAGAGAAAGAUGAGGAAAGAAAUAUUGUCAAGAAGGCAGGAAGAUACGCAGAGAAAGCAUAUGACAGGGUGGUCAUAAAAAAGCUCCGGCAGGAUGGACUCUGCUUGUUCGAGAAGGUUCGGAAGAGGCUAUCAUGUGAGAACAGCUAUUAUAAAUUCUUAAAGUCGAUUUUCUAUUAUACCAAUCGAAUGAUUCAAAAGGAUGAAUGGAAAGAAAGGAUAGCUGCUGUGAUUGGAAAGCAUCCUGAUCUCAUGGAUGAGUUCCAGCGUUAUGUUACAGACUCUGAGAAUGUUCAUGUAUCCAGGAAAAAAGAUGAGGAAGAGGAUGAAGGGCAGAAGAUUGGAACAAGGGGAUGCAAACAAAGGGACAAAAAGAAUGGGAAGUAUCUCUACAAGUCAAAUCGAGAACUUGAUCUCUCUCGGUGCACAAGGUGUACCCCUAGUUAUCUGUAUCUUCCAAAAGACUAUCGUGAUCCUCCUAAACACAACAGAAUGCAGCCCGAAUUGCAGGAGUUGAAUGAUCAAUUAUUGUUGGUGCCUCCAGGAACUGAGGACUUCUUCUCCAGGAACAUCGGUGAGAACGAGGAAAUCUUGUUUGAAUGUGAAGAUAAUAGACAUGAGAUGGACAUGCUAAUUGGUUGGUUUAGUUCAGCUGUUGAAUACGCAGAUGAAUUGGAAAAAGGCAUCCCUCAUGACAAAUUCAAAAAAGGGAAUCGGAAUAUCUUUUUAAGAUGUCUCGAACGUUUAUAUGAUGAUCAGGGUCUUGAUUUACUCCACAAAUUCAACGAACAUCCUCAACGUGCACUGCCUGUUCUAAAAGUUCGUUUGGAGCAAAAACUGAAGGAGCUGAAAGAUUAUCAUGAUGAACUUCGAGAGAAUUGGCUCAUUGAGCUCUUUGUGUCAGCAUCAUUAAAUUGGGCAGCAGAGACUAGAAAUUGGCUCAGCCAGAGCAGCAUAGGCAAUCUCAUUAUGGAUGAUAUCUACGCCGAGUGGCAGAGAAGUUGCUUGAUCCAAUUAUCAAAGGCUUCAUCACACUUGCCUGAGCAAAAGCUCAAGAGAAAGAUCCAGAUAAAAAGAGACCAUUUUCAAUCACUAAACAAGAUGUUGAAGCGAGUUCAACAUGAUUUGGUGAUUCCAAGGGCUGCUCAUGCUGGUGUAACCAUGGGUGAGAACUGGAGUGCAUCUCUGCGAAUAAACCUCAGCUCAACAAUGGAGCAAUCUAGUUCUGAAGUAUCAAGAACCGAGAUUUUCAUAAAGUUCUGGAAGAUGUGGAUUGGCAAGGUUAUGGAUCUUUCUGAUCCCACGCUUCUUGUUCUUGAUCUUUUUCUCUGA
Molecule: messenger RNA, 1968 nt
Organism: Populus nigra (black poplar)
Lineage: Eukaryota; Viridiplantae; Streptophyta; Magnoliopsida; Malpighiales; Salicaceae
Product: paired amphipathic helix protein Sin3-like 2
Exons: 5
Coding region: 1-1968 (655 amino acids)
Biological process (GO): negative regulation of transcription by RNA polymerase II
Cellular component (GO): chromatin; histone deacetylase complex
Molecular function (GO): transcription corepressor activity
Source: RefSeq, a predicted model, not a curated record